Molecule: messenger RNA, 461 nt
Organism: Diversispora eburnea
Lineage: Eukaryota; Fungi; Glomeromycota; Glomeromycetes; Diversisporales; Diversisporaceae
Source: the annotation of a GenBank genome assembly
GUGAAAAUAUUUUACGAAUUCCAUGUGUAAUUCAUACACUUCAGUUAGCAAUUGGCAAAGGAUUAGUAUCUGUAGAAAUUCUUAUAAUACGUAAUUCUUCUUAUCAUACUUGGAAUUAUUUCUUUUAUCUUAAAAAUGCAAUUAUUCGACUUCAAGUUGAUUUAGUUACAAGUAUAAAUAGGAAAGACAAAAGAAUUUUGAAAAAAGUUAAAAAUAAUAUCUAUUCUGCAUUAAUUUAUUAUUGGGAUUUUUCUAAUGAUAUAGAAUUAAUGGCUUCUCUAUUAGAUCUACAUUAUAAAACAUUGGAUUUUGUAGAAUCAGAAGAUGAAAAAAAGAAAAUAAUUCAAAAACUUCAUAAUGAACUUAAUUCAAAUAAUUUAUUGCCUGUAGAAUCAUCUAGUUCAAUUGUACUUUUAACAAAUAAUACAGAAUUUUCAUUACAUUCACACAAGGAAUAUUGA